AUUAUAUCUCAACAACCUACUUACGAUUUUUUCGUUUGAUAAUGAAAAAGUCAUUGAGAGUUAAGGUAUAUAAGACGAAUAAACAUUCAUUUUAUUUGCCAAAAUGAAUUCUUUCUUAGCAAUCUGGUGCGCUUUCAUUUGUUUUACAACAACUAUUGCAUUUGUGAAAAAUGACACAAAACUUUGGUCCCACACAUUUGAAGUAAAUGAAAAAUUGUAUCUUUUAGGUUCGGUAAAAAUGAAUUUUGACGAUGCAAUCAAUUUCUGCAAGGUCAAUAAUUUGCAGUUGUUAACUAUAGCAAAUGAGACUGAAAAUACCAACUUCUACAAUGAGCUAAAGGAAUUAGGUGUUUUUCAAAAUAUAUCUGGAUUAUGGACAUCAGGAACAAAACUGGCAAAAUCAAACGACUGGAUAUGGUUGCCUAUCUUUGAAUUCAUUACGUUCUUCGACUGGGGUUCAAAUCAACCAGAUAACUUGUAUGGUAACGAGUAUUGUAUAUCCAUACUUACUCACUUUUUUGUCAAAGGUCAUUGGAAUGAUAUUAAGUGCGCAGAAUUACUCAUUCCUGUUUGUGAAAUGCCCAAUUAAAAUUAAACCGAAGAAAUAUUAUAAAUGUAUACAUUAAAAUGGAUUAAAAUAAAUAAUUAAAACAAAUA
Psylliodes chrysocephalus is the source of this 657-nucleotide messenger RNA. Lineage: Eukaryota; Metazoa; Arthropoda; Insecta; Coleoptera; Chrysomelidae. The record is from the annotation of a GenBank genome assembly.